This is a messenger RNA of Danio aesculapii, 1349 nucleotides long. It is a transcript of the gene gfus.2, whose product is annotated as GDP-L-fucose synthase, tandem duplicate 2. Gene Ontology annotation, molecular function: GDP-L-fucose synthase activity. The transcript has 10 exons. The record is from RefSeq and is a predicted model, not a curated record. NCBI's taxonomy places the organism in Eukaryota, Metazoa, Chordata, Actinopteri, Cypriniformes, Danionidae. The coding region runs from base 113 to 1102 and encodes 329 amino acids. Gene Ontology annotation, biological process: nucleotide-sugar biosynthetic process.
CGAGUGCGCGCGUGUGUAUGUGUGUGUGUGGGUGUACAUACAUACAGCACUGUGAGUUGUGGGCAUAUACAUAUACCUGAGGGCAAAGUCUCAUUCAUUUCGACGGGACUCGAUGAUGGAGAAACAGCAAGCAGGACAGCAGCAGAUGGACGGGCCGAUGCGUGUGCUGGUGACGGGUGGCAGUGGGCUGGUGGGCCGAGCGAUAGAGCGAGUGGUGAAAGAAGGAGAAAGAAGAGAAGGAGAAGAAUGGAUAUUCCUGUCAUCCAAAGAUGCCAAUCUUGUGAGUGCUGAAGAGACGAGAGCGGCGUUCGAGAAACAUCGUCCCACACACGUCAUUCAUUUAGCUGCGAUGGUCGGCGGACUCUACAGAAACAUGAGACAGAACCUGGACUUCUGGAGGAGUAAUGUGCACAUUAAUGACAAUGUACUGCACAUGUCCCAUGAGUUUGGAGUGGUCAAGGUGGUGUCCUGUCUGUCCACCUGCGUUUUUCCAGAUAAAACCAAAUAUCCUAUAGAUGAGACUAUGAUGCACGAUGGCGCUCCCCAUGACUCUAAUUACGGUUAUGCCUACGCUAAGCGCAUGAUUGACGUGCACAACAGAGCGUUGUAUCAGCAGUAUGGCAGGAAAUACACAGCCGUCAUCCCGACUAACAUGUUUGGAGCCCAUGAUAACUUCAACAUCGAGGACGGUCACGUGAUGCCAGGGUUGAUCCACAAGACAUACCUAGCUAAGAAGGAAGGUAAACCUCUGGUGGUCUGGGGUUCAGGUCGCGCCCUGCGGCAGUUCAUCUAUUCUCUGGAUCUGGCUCGUCUGUUUGUGUGGGUUCUGAGAGAGUAUGAUGAAGUGGAGCCCAUCAUUGUUUCAGUCAGUGAGGAGGAAGAGCUGACCGUGAAGGAUGCUGUGGAUGCAAUCGUUGAAGGUUUCGAGUUCAAGGGUGAAGUGAUUUAUGACACCAGUAAGUCAGACGGUCAGAUCAAGAAGACCGCUAAUAACGGGAAACUGCGCAAAUACCUGCCAGACUUCAAGUUCACUCCAUUCAAAGAAGCCGUCAAGGAGACGUGUGAUUGGUUCGCAGCUAAUUAUGACACCGCCCGCACAUGAAGAUGCUCACUUCUUAUUGGCUGUGAGGAGUUUGAAUGCUGUUUAAUGCUGGAAAUGAAACAAAGACUGAUCGAAUCGUUUUAAAAGGCAACUUUUUCGUCACGUUUUUAAUAUAUACUAUGCAUUAUGUUGUGUUUGGCGUUGUACAAUCUCGUUGUUAUUGGUCUGUAAAUCAGGGUAUGUUUUGGGUUUAUUUCCGGAUGAUGUACCGUUGAUAUACUUUCAAAAUAUAUUACAUUUAAAGUAA